CUGACGUCAUCGUCACCCGCUACCCUUGAAUCUUUCAGGGAGUUUCAAAUACCCGUGGAACCGUGUCAGAGCGGAGCAACUUCAGGCUCCUCCUCGAGUUCAGACCACCAACAGGCUUGGUGCACCCCACGAUGCGCCGAAAAUGACGCCAUCGACUGCAAGCCCGAACCGGGUGCACCAAUCUGGCCUCCCGCACCUCCAAAUCAGCUUUGGUCUCAUGAUCUGACGGCCUACGUUCCCUAUCCGUAUCCGUCCACUCCUACUCCGAACUACCUGAGUGCGGGCCAAAAAGCAAUCAAGUGUCAGGUACGAUUUCUUGUGCUUCUUUUUAAUGCCCAAAAAUGGGGAUACAAAAAUACGUUAAACUACAUAGACGAGAGAUUGGUUAAUCGAAGGAUUAGGAUUCACCUUUCUUGCACUUUCGAAAACUUACUGAAUCCGCCAUUUUUUUCCGUUGUCCGGAUACAAUGUUUAAUUUCCUUUGUGAAUGAAAACAAAGCGCUAAAAGUACAGGUAUGA
This is a messenger RNA of Dibothriocephalus latus, 519 nucleotides long. The record is from the annotation of a GenBank genome assembly. Lineage: Eukaryota; Metazoa; Platyhelminthes; Cestoda; Diphyllobothriidea; Diphyllobothriidae.